Aspergillus calidoustus is the source of this 2157-nucleotide messenger RNA. Lineage: Eukaryota; Fungi; Ascomycota; Eurotiomycetes; Eurotiales; Aspergillaceae. The record is from the annotation of a GenBank genome assembly.
AUGGCUUCUGCAUUGGUCUCUCAGGCCACCGACCGAGUCUUCGACACCGACCACAACCAAGCAGACUACCAACUCCACCGCUCCCUCGCAUCAACAUGCCCCUCACCAAACCCUCACAAUUCUAGUUAUACGCCUAGAGGGCACGGAUGGAAUGCGAGCUGCAUGAGUCUAGAAUCGGAAUUUCUCUCUGACGUGUCUGGUCAAUUUGACGAUGCAGACGAGUUCGCAUCCCCUCUUCCCGAGCAUACUGGUAUCCCUGGAGAAGGCGAGAACGACUCUCCUUCGCAUUCUGUCAAGCGACGACGCUCGAACGAUUGGCCGCGGCAAGCGAUAAAUAACGACUCAUCUACGCGGACGGAACAUAGAUCUAGGUCUCGGCAGCGGUGGCCAUUUCACCAUUAUGGCCGACGGCCUGGUUCAGCGCAUGGGUCACCGCGCUCACCAAAGCAUGGGCGCUCCGGUCGGCGGUCCCGCUUUGUCGAGGGACACAUGAAUGAUACUGUCAGUGAGAAGCCACCUAGCAUCUUUCUACGGGAUGCUGGGCAGCAGAAUGAGCCUGCUCGCAGUGCUAGUAGACAGUCUGGGAUCUUUCGAUUCGGAAAAGCGAUUGCGUCGGCGUUUAACCCGUUUGGUGGAUGGGGCAGUGUGUCUGAGAUCUGGAGGGGGUCGCAGGAGGGUCAUCGUGAAGAAGACGUUACGAACGAUAGGCUUAGGCAGGCGGAGCUUGCUUACGAGGAGCUAAAGCGCUCUGGGUAUCAGGGUACGGCAAAAGGAAGCUACAUGCAGAGUCUUGGGGCAGCAAAUGCCAGUCUCCCAGACCAGACCUGGAGGUCCAUCCAGCAGAAGAUGGAGUACGGCAGUGGAGGUGGCCAGCAUUCACGACAGAGCUCCGCCAACACACCCAUCGACCGUGACUCUAUCAGUGGAAGCUCGCUCCGCCCCUCGUUUCCUGAUCUACGCAAGGCAAAAUCAUCACUCGGCAUCAAACGCUCGGACGGCAUAUCGUCCUUGCUGCAACACCUUGACAGCCGGGGCCAGGAAGUUCGACCACAGAAGUCCCGCAAAGAUAUGCAGCGGCAGGCCAAACUGCUCAAGCGGGUUAGUGACUUGGAGAGCAAGCUGGAUCGAGCUCGGCGAGAGCUGCAAGAACUCACCGGCGAAAAAGAGCUGCUGGUGCAGAGGCUUCAGGAAGAGAGGCCGUAUCAGCGAAAGUUUGUUCCCGGGGCUCUACCCUCGUUGCCGUCGGAAAGGCUCUUGCAUGGGAUAGACCCUGCAACAUCGCUAAGCCCGCUUGCAGAGGGCGCAUCGCAAGAGUGCGAGCCAGAACCUGACCCCCAAACACAAAUCCGUGUAGAGAAGACGCGCCUCUUAUCCCCGAAGCCUUGGCGCAAGGCCUCGGAGUCUACGCCUCGCUCGCGGUCGGCGUCUCGCAAGCGCAAAUCGCCAGGCCCUGAAACAAGGAAGCCAGAUCAAUCCGAUGAUCAACAGCAACAAAAUCCAUGCAGCACAGUACAGAAGGAAGACCCUCCUGCCCCAACACCUGAUCAGACACCAGUACCAGCAGAGCCAGAAGUAAUAAAAACCCCCUCGCGCAAAGCAAAGCUGCCUAAGACCGCCCGUGGAGACAGCCCUGGCUCCGUCGAGCGCAAGCAGAAGCAGAAACGGAGCCCCGCAGCAGCAGAGAAUGCCUCUUCCCCUGGCGACGACGGCGGCCGUGACAGUCGGCCUCUGCGGUCUACCAACCCGCGUAAUAGGUCUGCGACGCCCGUACUGAGGAUGAAGAAAGGAAGGGUUGACUUGCGAACUACAGCCUCGCCUGGUCCCGGCACUGGACCCGAUGAGAAUAAAGAGAAUAACACCGAACGUGACGGUGGAGAUGACGGCGAGACUGAUACUGGUGCUCACAAGCCAGAGCAGCAGGACGCUGAACCAGACCAAACGCCCACUACCUCAGCUUCUACAUCUACCACCCCUACCAGACGCAAAGCGAGAUACGAGUAUAUCCCACCCGUACCCCCUCUCCCGAAAGACCUCGCCGCAACAGCGGCCAAGGUCGAUCGCCGGCUCGCAAGGGAAAUGGGCAAGAGGCGUGUGCAGAGGGAGCAAGAUGCGAAAGCUAAGGCCGAGGGCUUCCAAUGGCCUGAGGAUAUCUUCUGA